This is a messenger RNA of Nothobranchius furzeri (turquoise killifish), 1367 nucleotides long. RefSeq lists its product as uncharacterized. The record is from RefSeq and is a predicted model, not a curated record. Lineage: Eukaryota; Metazoa; Chordata; Actinopteri; Cyprinodontiformes; Nothobranchiidae.
UAGGCGUGCUGCUUAAGUUGUCCUGGGUUGCUGAGCCAUGAUGGAAGGGGGAGCGAGGAGUAGAACAUGGCGACUUAUUGCAGCUGUGGUGUUCCUUUGCUCUUUAGUCCUAAGUUUGACCUAUUUUAGCUUCAGGGAACGGUUCAGAUCAGUGGAACGAGAUGAAAAUAUCAGUGAAACCGUUCCUUUGGAACUAAUGAAAGGAAGUGUUUUCUUUAAUGGGGAGGAGCUCGUAGAAAAUGAGUUAUUGGCUUCCUCAACCCAGUCUGGUCACAAAGAGAUGGAGGAUGAUGUUGCUGUAGCAGACUGGAGACUACUGAAUGCUUCGCUCCAUUGUGGGCGUGAUGAGUUCAGGUUUAAAGCCGUUGGACCUGAUGCUGCUGAUCUGACACUGGAAAUGAGUAAUUCAGACCGUCUGCCUCUAACCCAGGUGCCUGGAGCAUGUGGUUUUUCAGUGACGCAGACUGCGCUAGGACUUGUUUUACAUGUUCCCUUUGAUGGCUGCAGUGUGAGGAAAGCGAAUGAGAUGUAUGUUUUGACAUUGAGAUGGAGGGAGAAUGCAGUUAGUUUAACCUGCGCUGCGUUGGCAAGUUCUGAAGAAAUCACUGCUACUUCCCAGUCUCUGCAACAGCCAGAAGGAAGCGCUUCAUCUGAGCCACAGAGCCGUCCUAGACGACAUUUAAGAUGGCAGAAUUUUUAUUCUCCCUGUUCUCAACAUCGCUCAUUUCCUCUGUGUUGGCGCACCACUACCCCACCCACUACCACUACCACUACAGCUGCACCAGCCAUGCCUGCUAUUCUAUCACCUCAGCUCUUAAGCAGGUUUCUUCGUCUUUACCCCAUCUAUGAGCAAUACCUUCAGAACCACCCACAAGUGAAGCUACACUUAAAUGCUCACAAGCAUCCCGGGUGGCAAAUGUAUAAAAAAAUGACUGCGAGGCAGAAGCCGCAGCACCUCUAUCCCGAUCCCCUCCAGUUUAUACUAAAACAGCAUUUCCAGUUCACUACCACGGACCCUGCUACGACUACAGUGAGGACGACCACGCCAUGCGGCAAAACCACGACGCCCAGUGGCCUCGACUGUCCCGGCUCGCAGAGAUGGUUUUUUCCAUUCCGCAAACACAAUUUCAGCCCAAGGGUUUCAUUUAAUAGCAAUGACCUGUCGUCCUCGCUGGACGGAGGAUAUGACACAAGACGAUAUGAUACAAGAGAUCAGGUGACUCCAGACUCUUUAUGGGAGUCGUUUCCCUUGAUGCACUAAACUGAUGAAGAGGAUACUUGGUUUGACGAGGAUUGGCUGGAUGGCUGAAUAUGAUGUUUUAGAGUCAUGUCUUAAUUCAGAAUUUAAUAAAAGGGUUGGAUCUCAA